Messenger RNA from Dibothriocephalus latus, 871 nucleotides. The record is from the annotation of a GenBank genome assembly. Lineage: Eukaryota; Metazoa; Platyhelminthes; Cestoda; Diphyllobothriidea; Diphyllobothriidae.
AUGUCACAAAGAUAAGGGGAGUGCUAAUCCUGAUACCUGUUCGAAAGAACUACGGCAACAACCGCAGCAAUACUAUGAUGAACAGCGGCAGUUGUUGCAGCAGCAGCAACAACAGAAGCAGGAACAAAUGCAACAACAACAAUCGGAGGAAGAAGUUAUAAUUGACCGGGUAUUCCGAUGUCCACACUGCAGCAAGACCUUCAAGCGUUCUUCCACCCUGAGUACUCAUCUUCUCAUCCAUAGCGGAACCCGGCCCUACCCCUGUGAGUACUGUGGCAAGCGCUUCCAUCAGAAGUCGGACAUGAAAAAGCACACUUACAUCCACACAGGUAGGAAACACAUACGUCAGCUUAAAUCAACAUAUACUAUUGUAUUUUGCCUAUCUCUCAUGCACCUUAAUUUUUUUGUCUUGAAAGGUGAGAAGCCCUACAAGUGUGUCCUUUGCGGGAAGACCUUUAGCCAGUCCUCAAAUCUCAUUACUCAUUCGCGAAAGCACACUGGCUUCAAACCCUUUUCGUGUACCUUCUGUUCACGUGCUUUCCAACGUAAGGUGGACCUCAGACGACACACUGAAACUCAACACACGGAGUCUACUGCCCUUCCCUCCGGACAUGCGAUACUGUCACGACCGUCUUCCCACUAUAGAGAGACGGCCGCCUGUUCGGUCGCAGACCCUCCUCCCCAACUCCCGCCUCACCUCCCUCAUGCUCCUCCUCCUCCUUCUGACUUUACAGCCCUUAAUUUGACCCGUUUUAUGCCUGACUGUGGCCCCCUAGGCAUAAGUCUACCCUCCUCACCGCCUCAAUGCGAGGGCACCACUAAUAUCUCGCCUGUAUUUCCCAGCGAACGUCCCACCUCGCAACUACUCUCC